AUGGAACCCGAGUCAACUACAAUGCCUGGUAUUCAUGGCAAUCGGACAGACAACAUGGCGGCACCUAGAUUAGAUUCCGGUGAUCAUCAACCAGCUGGGAAAGGUAGCGUGAGUUUAUCUUACAUGCAUGGUCCGCCACGUAUCAUGCCAAAUUAUGGCAAUAAACGGCGAAGUCUUCUUCCAAAGACCAAGGUGUCACGUGUCCUCCUUUACGACAAUAUUACCCAGCAACAAAUGCUAGACGUCAAGCUCUCCCAUAUAAAGCUUGAAAGGACUCGAACUACACGCCUUCUAGACCUUCACAAGCGGUCGUUCAUGUUACGUCAACAGAAGCGACAACACCAUUUACAGCAAGUCGGGGUUGUGUUACCCGACAUUGACCACCCCAAUAAGAAACAGGAGAUAUUGACUCGGUUAACAAGCCAGUUGUCUAAAAGAACAGUGAGUUCAAUGGGAGGUCAUCGCAGUGUUACCUCCGCUGAUCUAGAAACUUUGAAGUUGCCUGACUUGGAAAUUUCUUCAAAUGAGAACAAUUGCCCACAUGUUGUUUUUAAACUUAAAAACGCUAGUGGCGUAACUCAGAUAUUUCACACCAUCGACAACGAAGGGGUGUUUUCUGAUAUAGUACCACUGUACAAGUUCUAUGACAAGACUAUAGAAGAUCCACGAUUCCAGAGUCUUGAAGGUUCACUGGUUCGAACCUCAGUUAACACGGACGGAUUUAAUGAAUUAAGUGCUAGCUUCAAAAAGGAAUAUCCAAAAAUUCCGGAACAUUUGCAAGAAUUUAUCAACGAAGACACUACACUUGAUUCCUCUGUAUGA
Messenger RNA from Ylistrum balloti, 822 nucleotides. RefSeq lists its product as uncharacterized. The record is from RefSeq and is a predicted model, not a curated record. Bases 1 to 822 code for a protein of 273 amino acids. The transcript has a single exon. Lineage: Eukaryota; Metazoa; Mollusca; Bivalvia; Pectinida; Pectinidae.